Alternaria arborescens is the source of this 903-nucleotide messenger RNA. RefSeq lists its product as hypothetical. Lineage: Eukaryota; Fungi; Ascomycota; Dothideomycetes; Pleosporales; Pleosporaceae. The record is from RefSeq and is a predicted model, not a curated record. The transcript has a single exon. Bases 1 to 903 code for a protein of 300 amino acids.
AUGGUCGCAUUCUUAUCCAUCGCGCUGUACAACGUCAUCGAACUUACCUUUCUCGUCUUCGCCAUCUUCAAAAAGCGUAGCGGGCUAUACUUCUGGAGUUUUGUCGUGGCCACUUGGGGUAUCGCACCUCAUGCUGUUGGAUUCAUCCUGAAGUUUUUUCAGGUCACCACACUAGACCUGCUAUCGAGCGCGAUAGUGGGCAUAGGCUGGGGAUGUAUGGUGAUAGGGCAAUCUGUCGUUCUCUAUUCGCGUCUGCAUCUCGUUAUCCGAGAUCGGUCUCAGACACGUUGGGUAAAAUAUAUGAUCAUCUUCAACGCUAUCGUCCUCGGGAUUCCGCUUCUGGUUCUAGCGAUGGGUACAAACUCUCAGCAAUCGGCUCGUUUCCUGCCAGGGUUUUUGAUCUACGACAAGGUCCAGAUCGUGGUGAUCUGCGUCCAAGAGUUGAUAAUAUCCAUCAUCUACAUCUACGAAACGGUACGUUUGCUGGGGCACGACACUGAUAGCAACGGCCGCGGACCUCUACAAAAGCUACUCAGACACCUCAUCUUCGUCAACAUUGUAGUCCUGAUCCUCGACAUCACCCUCCUUGCUGUCCAGUUCUCAGGUCACUACGAGAUUCAAACAACGUACAAGACGGCUGUAUACAGCGUCAAGCUCAAGAUUGAAUUCUCUGUCCUUAAUCGGCUUGUCAGCAUAGUGGAGCACAAACACAAUGGUGGAAAUCCCGGUAUCAAAACCCUCUCUUUGGGCCCAUGGACUCAGAGCAGGAAGACACGCUUGAGCACCAAAUUUGAUGGCCCUGGUGCCUUUUCCAAGAUCGAAGAGACUAGCUCGUCAGAUAACAGGGGGAAGGACUCAUUCGUGGGACAUCUAGAACACAUCUCCGCCAGGGAGGGGCGUUGA